Paramecium sonneborni is the source of this 1505-nucleotide messenger RNA. The record is from the annotation of a GenBank genome assembly. NCBI's taxonomy places the organism in Eukaryota, Ciliophora, Oligohymenophorea, Peniculida, Parameciidae.
AUGUAAUAAAAUAAUUCACCACCUUCCACUGCUUCAUUUGUGCUUGACAAACUUAAACAUUUUAGAAAAACUUAAAUGUCUUCGGUGCUUCGUAGUUUUCUAAGCAGUCAACCUAAAAAAUAAGUUACUACUAAACCAUUUAUGAAACUAUUUUCAUCAUCCAACUGCAAUUCUCCAUUACAAAGAGAUAUAUCCCUUUUCGAACAUACUCAUGAUUAAACACUUAAACAAUUAGAUCUCACUAAUUUACAUGAAUAUGAAUACAAAAUUACACCUCAUUCUUAACUACAUUCUUUUAGCAAAGUAUUUUUUAAUUACUUACUAUUAGGAUGUUAAAUUUAUUCCAUUUAUCAGUACAAAAGGAUAUAAUUAAUCAGAUAAAAAAUAUAAUAUUAUUUUGUUCUUUGAAGAAAACUCCUAUUUAUUUCAAGAUUUUAUUAGAAAAAAAGAUGUCGAGAAAAUGAUUAAUUUAUUUUAAAAACCUAUGCUCAUCGCAUAAGAAUAAAAUGUAUAUUAUUGCUUUUUAAUUUAGUUAAUUGAAUUAUUUUCAUAAAUGCUCUUCCUUUUAGCUUAGUUCUUUUAUGAUUGCUAAGAUUAUUCAAAAGCUACAUAUUUUUUAAGAGAUUGUUUAAUUAUGUCAAAUCUUGCACGCUUUCCUAAAUUAAAAGUCAUCACCUUAUUAUUUAUGGCAAUCUGUGCUAAAUAGUAAACUAUUUUAUAUUAAUAGGUUUAAGUUAUUUGACUAAUCGAUAACUUUAAUUUAAAAAGCAUUGAUGUAUUCUUGGGCCUAUUAUUAUCAUGAUGAAGAAAUACAGUGUUAUGAUGCAAUGGGAUUAGCUUAUUUUUAUUAAGGGAAUAUAGAAAGAGCAGAAUACUAUCAUUAGAAAUGGUCAAGUGGUUUUUUAGAGGAAUCUUAAUCUUAUUACAGAGUAACAGCAAUGGAGUUUAUAAAAAUGUUUGAAAGAACUUUGCCAACAAAAGCGACAGAUUUUAUGUCAUCGAUUUAAGGAUCAAUAAGUGUUCCAUUUUAAAAUAUUGCAAGUGGUAAAAGUUAUGAUGAGAAGAGAUUAAUAAAAUAUAAUAAUUGUAAUCCAAUAGAUAUUAUCUAUUCUACAAUAAGAGGAAAAGAGUUUAGUGAGUUUAAUUUGAUUCAUCAUGAAUAAACAUUAAUUUUGAAUAAAUAGAUAAAGAAACAAGUUAAACUACCAAAAAGAAUAUUGGAGAUAACCGAGAAAUAUAAAAAUAAAGAUUAAUAUUCAUUCAAUCAUAAGAUAUUAGAGAAUCCUACAUAUAAGUUAACACUUUAAUAGUAGGUAGAUUUAAGAACUACGCAAUAAUUUAGUGUAUCGUAAGUGAAUUAGAACGUUAAGAAAUUUAUAUCAUCUUAGAGAGAACCAUAUAUGAAGGCGAAAUAAAUAUAUAUAAGAGGGAAUAACAAAUAAAGAGAAUUUAUGCCAAGAUUUAUUGGGAGAUAUCAAAGAAUGUUAAUCUAAAUACUAAAAUGA